UCAUGAACGGGUUGCGUUGUGUCAGGUGCGAUCGGCGUUUGCACGGCGAGAGGUUGAUAGGUGAACGUGCGGGCCGCGACGGAGUGUGUCGACAAACAUGAGCAAAACGCAGCAGGAAAAGUCCGUCGAAGAGGACGAAAUUAAUCUCUUCAAUCCCGCUAUAUUGGACAGAUUGCCGAUAUCGCAUGUUGCUGGGUUACUCAUAAGACCGCUAAGAAGUACGGAUUAUGAUAGAGGUUUCUUAGUCCUCCUGUCACAAUUGACAGACGUUGGAAAUGUCACCAAGGAACAAUUCUUAAAUAGAUUCUACAGCAUGAAGACUGCUGGCGGUUACUACGUCGUCGUCAUUGAGGAUGUCAAUUCUGGAAAAGUGAUAGCAUGCGCGUCAUUAGUUGUGGAGCAGAAGUUUAUUCAUAAUUGCAGUUUGCGAGGACGCCUGGAAGACGUAGUGGUUAACAACAAUUACAGAGGCAAAUCAUUGGGAAAAUUAGUGGUGACGAUUGUAGUGCAAUUAGCGCGCUACUGCCACUGUUACAAAUUAUCUUUGGAUUGCGUAGAUCGUCUGGUGCCAUUCUACGAGAACAUAGGCUUCAAGCGGGAAACUAACAAUGCCAAUUAUCUCAAUAUGCGCUUCCACAGUGAAAAUGCCACUGAACAGUCUCAUUUAUAGUAAUUGGCUUAUCUACCGAUGAUCUUAUCUAUCGGUAAUGGCAAUCGGGUACUUAUUCAUGGUACAGCGUACAUAUGAACUGAAAUAUAACAUUACAUCCCUAAUAUUAAAAUUUAAAAGAACAUUUGGAUAUAAAUUGGACACAAAUGUUCUUUUAUUAAACAAAAUGUUGGAAACGUUCGUAUGUUCUCUCUAUGAAGAAAAUCUCAUUAUUUUACGAAAGAAUUUAAGAAGAAAUCAAUAUGCUUUUUUUUUAUUUAUAAGAGAGAAAAUUUAUCGUACUAACACUUGCGUAAAUUAAAAGAAAUUAUUUUAUAUAUAUCUUUUUUAUCUAUUAACAUAAGUAUCACAUAACUAAUGUGUACGUGCGCGCGCGCGCAUGUACCAAUUUUUCGAAAAAAUGGGUCCUACAUGCGUAUAAAAUAUACUGUCGCAUUAUAUUAUAGACUGUAUAGGUUGUAAAAAAAUAAUAAUUGUUAAAUAAAAUAAUUUAACUUUUA
Temnothorax curvispinosus is the source of this 1170-nucleotide messenger RNA. It is a transcript of the gene Gnpnat, whose product is annotated as probable glucosamine 6-phosphate N-acetyltransferase. Bases 98 to 670 code for a protein of 190 amino acids. The transcript is spliced from 5 exons. Gene Ontology annotation, molecular function: monosaccharide binding; glucosamine 6-phosphate N-acetyltransferase activity. The record is from RefSeq and is a predicted model, not a curated record. Gene Ontology annotation, biological process: UDP-N-acetylglucosamine biosynthetic process. Gene Ontology annotation, cellular component: endoplasmic reticulum-Golgi intermediate compartment; Golgi apparatus; endoplasmic reticulum. NCBI's taxonomy places the organism in Eukaryota, Metazoa, Arthropoda, Insecta, Hymenoptera, Formicidae.